CCACCUCGAUGACGGCGGUGAUGGCCGGCCACGCACACGCCCGUCUAAAAAUACACGGCAGUCCGGUGAGAGCCGCCCGAUCACGCGUCGAUCCGGGGCCGACCGGCCGAGGAGCGUGGAAGAGAUGGAUCUGUCGCGGUAUCGCAAGAUCAUAAUCUACGUGUUGACAUUCCUGGCGUACGCCUGGUCCGGCUACGGCUCCGGAUUGCUGACGAAUCUGCGGGACGCCGUGCUGGCGGCGGAGACGGUAUUCCAGGACCUCUUCGCCAACGCCAUAACCGUGGCGAAGAAGAUCAAGGACAUACACGAGGUGUUCGACGCGGCCGUGGAGGAGCACUGCGUCUUCGAGUGUCCCGAAGGAUCCACGCCGAAGGCAGAUUGGAAUCACAAGCCGCAGAGUGACGGAUGCGGUUCCCUCGGUAUCCAGGUGAACCAGGAAUACCUUCCGCUCACCGAAAUGACGAAGUGCUGCGACGUCCACGACAUUUGCUACGAUACUUGCAACACGGACAAGGAGAAGUGCGAUCUGGAAUUCAAAAGAUGUCUCUACAGAUAUUGUGACACGUAUCAGAGCACCGGCAUCGUCAACACGUGUAAAGCCGCGGCCAAGACCCUCUUCACGGGGACGAUCACGCUGGGUUGCAAGAGCUUCCUCGACGCCCAGAAACAGGCCUGCUACUGUCCCGGCAAGUUGAACAAAAGCAAGAAAUCGAAGAAACCAGCGCAAGCCGGCGGGGAUUUAUAGCGUUAUGUAAUAUAGAAAUAACAAUACGAUAUAAGUAUACGGUAUAUUUAUACAAAGCGUAUUAAAUAGAAUAGAAAUUUGUAUCGACCCUCCGGCAAACAAAAGAUUUUUGUAAUGCCGUUAUCCUAUAGUGUAAUUUGUAGGAAGUCUUAGAUUAAAUGUGAAAAAUGUCGAAUUUUAUAUAAAAGAAAAAAAAUAGGAAGCUACGUUUCUCUUGUUAUGAUUAUAAUUGUUACUAAUUUAAUUUAACGUUAUAUAUGUAAAGCGCAUGGAGUGGAUAAGAGAUACAUACAGUAUUAAAUUGAUUGUGAAAUGAA
Wasmannia auropunctata (little fire ant) is the source of this 1062-nucleotide messenger RNA. RefSeq names its product group XIIA secretory phospholipase A2 (gene GXIVsPLA2). The transcript is spliced from 3 exons. The coding region runs from base 125 to 745 and encodes 206 amino acids. Gene Ontology annotation, cellular component: extracellular region. Gene Ontology annotation, biological process: arachidonate secretion; lipid catabolic process; phospholipid metabolic process. Gene Ontology annotation, molecular function: A2-type glycerophospholipase activity; calcium ion binding. The record is from RefSeq and is a predicted model, not a curated record. Lineage: Eukaryota; Metazoa; Arthropoda; Insecta; Hymenoptera; Formicidae.